AUGCCACCAGACUCGCGCGCCAGUGCUGCGGCGUGCAACGCAUCGGCACCGGCGGGCGUCGAUGGCGACCCGCUGCACGACGCCGCCCGCUGCUCCGCGCUCGCGGCCCCAACCCCCCUGAUUGCGAACGGGCAGGGCGGCGGCGGCGCCAGCAGCGCCAGCCACCAGCGCGGCGCCGGCCCAGGGGCGGGCGGCGCGCACGAGGCGCCGGACGCAAGCCCAUCAGACCCCUCUCCCCCUGCAUUAUACCGAUGCGAGGUCCCCCACAUCCCCCAGCGCUUCUCAUGGUGCGCGCAGACGGCGGCGGCGCCGGCAGUCGCCUUCGCAUGCCCACGCACAUGCGCAUGCGUGCCCUGCCCCCCAGCCGUCCCUGCCCCCGCGCCCGCGCCUGCGCCGGCGGCCGCCGCCACGCCCUCUGACUCGCGCGGCCAUGUGGACGCGACCCCCCGGACGCGCGCAGGGACUGCGGGCUGGCGUGUGUGCUGA
Messenger RNA from Monoraphidium neglectum, 486 nucleotides. RefSeq lists its product as hypothetical. The record is from RefSeq and is a predicted model, not a curated record. Lineage: Eukaryota; Viridiplantae; Chlorophyta; Chlorophyceae; Sphaeropleales; Selenastraceae. The transcript has a single exon. Bases 1 to 486 code for a protein of 161 amino acids.